AUGGAUGAAGAUCUUUCCAGUACUCCAAAACAAGAAUCUCUCAUAUCUGGAAACUCAUGUACGCACACUUAUGGAGCUCAAUCACAGAAGAGGAAGCAUGGCAACCGCCCUGAAUCUUUUACACCAUAUAGCUCACAAAAUUCUACCCUCGGCAUAGAUAGCAAGAAAUCAAAUCAACAUUUCAAUGACUUUGAAAGCGUAGAUAUGAAUAUGUUGAAAACGAAUGCUAUGGCAUGUCUGGUUUCUUCAUCAGAUGUAGAUUACCUUCAUAAUUUAGAAAAUACUCCACGAUGUUUAAAUGUAGAAGGCAUUAUACAUGAUGACACAAGGCACCAGAAAGAUGCAAACAUUAAUCCUAUCAUAAGAGAUUCAAUUUUAUCAAAUUUUCAGUGUGAUAAUGUGAUAUCUGAGCGUGAUAUAAAAUCAAUAAACAUGGUCUUUGACAAUCAGUCAACAGAUAUAUUUACUGAACAAGUUAUAGGACAAUCAAAUUUCUCAAAGACUAUUGACAAUAGUGAUCCAAAUCAAAACGCACUUGUAGAAGGUAUAAGCAACAACAAAAGUAUAUUUUCUGAUAAAGCGUACAACGAAAUCAAACAAGAAAAUUCUCAAGCAUGUUCGUUAAGUUAUCAAAAUCAAGUUGCUUCCGUAAAUAUAACUGAAACAUAUCCUUUCGAAACCAUUCAUAGGAAACUGGAUACCAUUUCAUAUAAUGGCCGUUUAUCAAAUAGAAUGAAAAAUAUCGAAAUACAACUAAGUCCUGUAAGGAUUAGAAUAGCUGCAACAUUAGGAGAAGAUUCGGUAGAACACGUAGAUCAAUCGAUGGAAAUAGAAGUAGAUAGCGAUAACAACGAUCCUGAGGAUCCAGUAACAGAUGAACAAGAGGCUAACGACAUUGAAGAAGAUAACAAUGAAAGUAUCGGACACGCUGCUAGUACUGGUGAGGCCAUAGUCAGCUCUGUUGAAAACACGGUCAGUGCAGAAGUCAAUGAACCUUUGGCUAAGGUAGAAAUUGCAGCUACAUUCAGUGAAACAUCAACCAGUUUUUCAAAUGAAACAAAAAAUACUUCUGGUGAUGAAUUAAAAUUAGCUUUUGUUGAUGAAAUCCUGACGGAAAAUGAAGAAAAAACAUUGUCGUCAGAAUUUAAAGAUAUUAUACACCAUGAAGAUCAGCAAGUCAGCGAUAUUGUUUCCUAUACAGCUGGCUUAGAUAAAGAAGAACGACGUACAGAAGUAGGUGAUCAAGAUAUCGACGAAGGUGUAGAUGUAAGCGACAUGGAUGAUCUUGAAAAUUUAGGUGAGAUGAAAGUUGAUGCUGAAGUUGUAGCUGAGUCAGAGAAUGGAAAUAAUAAAAAGGAAUCGAAAGAAAAAAUGUUUGAAACUUCCAAACAAAGUUCCAGUGAUAUAGGGAAUGAAGGAAUUGCGACAAUUCAGAAGAAUGAAAUUGACGAAAAUGAAAAUGGAUGUGAAAUUGAAGAUGACGAUAGCAAUAGUUUGAAUGAAGAGGAAACAUAUAUGAAAGAAAAUGAUAAUGUUGUUGAUGAAGACAUUAAAGAUAAACAUGAAGAGUGCUCAGAUGAAAAGCAAGAUGGUAAUAUUGAAACUGAUGCAAAGGAAGAAAGAGAAAAAAAUGUGGAAACAGAUAUUGACAAAGGUAAAAAUGAAGACAUAAUAAGAGAUACUUUGGAAAAAGAGAAAACGAGUGAAAAAAAUGAUUCAAAUAAUAGCCCCAAGAAUCAAGUAGAUGGCGGAGAAACCCAUGAGGAUUCAGAAGUAGAGAAGAAGAAUGUAACAGAAGCAAAGUCGACGCAAGAACUUGAAGAACAGACUGCGUCAAACCACGAGGGAAAUAUUCAAGCGGUAUGUACAAAAGAUGACCCAGACAUAACAGAACGUAAAGCAUCUAAAGAAGACAUAGGCGAUGAAAUAACUGAAAACAUAGAAAAAAAUCAAGACACAGUAACUGAGGAGAAAGAUAAGAGUAACAAUGACUCGGAUGACUCAGAAGACGUAAUCAAUGAAAAUACAGACAAUUCAGCUUUUAAUUCGGAAAAAAAUACUGAACUUGGAUCAGUACCAGUUCAGGAAAGUAGUCAGGAAGAUAUUUUGGAAUUACAAAUGGAGAGUGGGACAACUCAAAAUCUAGAGAACAAUGACGACCAAACAAAAUUUGCGAUUAAAGAACCUACUGCACUUUCUACAGAUGAAAUAAAUGCUAUGGAAAACUCUGAUCAAGUUUCCCAAGAAGAAUUGAAAAAUCUAGAUGAAGUACAACUCAAAGAAACAGAAUAUAUCAAUGAGGAAUUGAACGAAGACAAUCAAGACACACAUAUUUCUGAUGCAGCAAAUCAACUCAAUGCAGAACUAGUAGAUGAGCAUGAUGCUGAAGAUGAAGCUAAUAAUGGCGAUGAAGUUGCUGACAGCAACAUAAAAAUUUUAAGCCCUAAAACUAAAGAGACAGAGGUAUCACAAGCUCUGCAAAAUACUUUACAACAAGAAACUGAAAAUAAGGAUAAAGAAUCUAAAACAUAUAUAGCCGGGGAAGAAGCGAAUAAAGAAGAAGAACAAGGAUCUAGUGAACAGGGAGAAAAUGGAGAUUUCGACCAUGAGAAAAUGAAUUCGAAAGAUUUUAAAGAGUUCUCUAAGACCUCGGACAUUGAGAGUAAUAAUACUGUAGAUGAUUCUUUAGACAUCGUUGAAAGAAAAGAAACAUACGAUGAUAUUAUUGAAGAAACAGUGGAUACCGUAGAUGAAAAUGUAACAGAAGAUUCAACUGCAUCUCUAUUAGAAAACAUUCAUCAUAAUUAUUCAUCAGACAGGGAAAGAAACGAUGAUAUAACGGAGGAAACGUGUCCGAAAGAUACGGAAGCCUCAGAAAAUUGUCCUGAAGAAGAAACAAAUGCAAUGUGCGCUGAGAGAGCUGAUCAAGAACAACAAGAAAAAACUUCCGAUGCUGCUGAAAACGAGUGUGUUCUGCUAAACACAGGAAUCUUCUGA
Messenger RNA from Uloborus diversus, 2997 nucleotides. RefSeq names its product protein PFC0760c-like. Bases 1 to 2997 code for a protein of 998 amino acids. Lineage: Eukaryota; Metazoa; Arthropoda; Arachnida; Araneae; Uloboridae. The transcript has 2 exons. The record is from RefSeq and is a predicted model, not a curated record.